Molecule: messenger RNA, 1500 nt
Organism: Clonostachys solani
Lineage: Eukaryota; Fungi; Ascomycota; Sordariomycetes; Hypocreales; Bionectriaceae
Source: the annotation of a GenBank genome assembly
AUGCCCCCUUUCCAAUUGAACGACCCGUCUCUGCUUCAUGAAGCAUCGUUGCGUAAUGGGGAGUGGGUUCAAUCCCAGACCGGGAAGACAUUCCCAGUAGAAGAUCCUGGAACCGGUCAAACAUGGGCUUCUGCCCCGGCUAAUGACCGAUCCGAUGUUGAUCAAUAUGUUGAGACGUCCCACUUGGCCUUUAAAAAUUGGCGCCACACAAACCCCCGCGAACGAGCAAAGCUUCUGCUGAAAUGGCAUGAACUGGUCUCCCAAAAUAAGGAGGACAUAGCCAAUAUUGUAGUCUACGAGACUGGCAAACCGAAAGUUGAGGCUAUAGGCGAGGUGGAUUAUGCUCUCGGCUUCCUCUGGUGGUUCGCAGGAGAAGCUGAACGGAUUCGAGGCUCAGUAGCCAUUCCGUCAGUCUCGGAUCGACGCACCUUUGUCAUCAAGCAACCUAUCGGUGUUUGCGUGGCAUUAGUCCCAUGGAACUUCCCGGUCGCGAUGAUUCUCCGAAAGGUGGCUGCAGCACUUGCGGCUGGCUGCACAAUGAUCAUUAAACCGUCCCCAGAGACUCCCUUGAGUGUGAUGACACUUGCAGAUCUGGCUCAACGAGCUGGUAUUCCCUCAGGUGUCAUCAACGUGAUCUCCACUGAUAACACCAAUACACCAGCGGUCAGUGAAAGACUUUGCAAGCACCCUCUCGUACGGAAGGUUACCUUUACGGGAAGCACAGCCAUUGGAAGUCUUAUUGCAAAACAAUGUGCCGAGGGACUGAAAAAGGCCACAAUGGAGUUAGGAGGGAACUGCCCUUUCAUCGUCUUUGACGACGGGAACCUAGACGACGCGGUGGCUGCCCUGAUGAUCCUCAAAUGGCGGACUGCCGGACAAGCCUGUACACAUGCGAAUCGCGUGUAUGUGCAAAAAGGCGUUUACGAAAAGUUUGCAGGUCUCCUAGUCGAAGCAACGAAAAAACGCAUCAAGGUGGGACAUGGAUCUGCAGACGGCGUGACAAUGGGCCCUCUGACAACGGCCCGCGGGGUACAAAAGCUUGAGCGACAUGUGUCUGAUGCGAUCAGCAAAGGAGGAAAACUACUCCACGGUGGAAAAGUGCCAGAUGACCUUGAUUCCGCUUGUGGCAAGGGUUAUUUCUUUGAGCCAACUAUUAUUUCAGGGAUGACAUCUGACAUGCUAACAUCUACCGAGGAGGUUUUCGGCCCUCUCCUUGGCCUGUAUCCAUUCGAAACCGAGGAGGAAGCUGUGGAGAUGGCCAAUAAUACAUCUAUGGGCCUAGCAUCAUACUUUUUCACAAGGGAUGUUGACCGCACCUGGCGGAUGCUAGAAAGUCUUGAGGCGGGGAUGAUCGGCAUGAAUACAGGCAACGCAUCUGGCGCCGAGUCUCCCUUUGGAGGCAUUAAAGAGUCGGGCUAUGGUAAAGAAGCUGGUAAGGAUGUGGCAAUUGAGGAGUACUUGAUUUCCAAGACGGGCACCCUCACGGUUCAUCCAUCUUAA